Linum trigynum is the source of this 1678-nucleotide messenger RNA. The record is from the annotation of a GenBank genome assembly. NCBI's taxonomy places the organism in Eukaryota, Viridiplantae, Streptophyta, Magnoliopsida, Malpighiales, Linaceae.
GCAGAGUCAGAGUCUCGGAGAAGUGAUUUUGCUGGUGCUGGCUUUCCUGUCCUGCUUCUGCGAUUUGCGGGAUGGAAGGUUCAGAGGAGAUGGUAGUAGCAGUUAUCAUGGUUGGAGGACCUACCAUAGGUACACGGUUUAGACCACUCUCAUUCAACGUUCCAGAGCCACUCUUCCCCUUGGCUGGGCACCCUAUGGUUCAUCAUCCCAUUUCUGCUUGCAAAAGGAUUAGGAACUUGGCUCGAAUUCUGCUUAUUGGAUACUAUGAGGAGAAGGAAUUCACUCUGUAUGUUUCUUCCAUCUCCAAUGAACUCCAAGUUCCAGUGAGGUACUUGAAAGAAGACAAGCCACAUGGUUCAGCUGGGGGUCUUUAUUAUUUUAGAGACGUUAUCAUGGAAGAUAGUCCAUCGCAUAUCUUUCUCCUGAAUUGUGAUGUUUGCUGCAGCUUUCCAUUGCCAGACAUGCUUGAGGCUCAUAGAAAAUAUGGUGGGAUGGGAACGCUACUUGUGAUCAAGGUUUCUGCUGAAUCAGCAAAUCAAUUUGGUGAACUUGUUGCAGAUCCGAAUACGAAAGAGCUGUUGCAUUAUACAGAGAAACCUGAGACAUUUGUCAGCGAUCUGAUAAACUGCGGUGUCUAUGUAUUUACACCGGAUAUCUUUACUGCAAUUGAAAGUGUGUUCGCAAACCGAGAAGACAGAGCCAAUCCCCUCCGUGACACCAGCUUUGAGUCUUUAUACUCUUCCACAAGAAUCAGUGUUCCAAAGGGCUUCGUAAGGUUGGAUCAAGAUAUAUUGUCUCCCCUAGCUGGAAAGAAACAAUUGUAUACAUAUGAAACAACAGAUUUCUGGGAACAAAUAAAAGCUCCUGGGAUUUCCUUGAAAUGUUCGGCAUUGUAUCUCUCCCGAUUUCGUGCUACAGCUCCGGGUCUUUUGGCUAGUGGAGAUGGAACAAAGAAGGCCAAAACUGUAGGCGAAGUGUAUGUUCAUCCAUCUGCAAAAGUGCAUCCUACAGCAAAGAUUGGUCCGAAUGUCUCUAUUUCAGCAAAUGUUCGAGUAGGAGCAGGAGUGCGGCUGAUAAAUUCGAUAAUCUUGGAUGAUGUUGAGCUUAAGGAAAAUGCAGUUGUCAUUAAUUCUAUUGUGGGCUGGAAAUCGUCUUUGGGAAGAUGGGCAAGAGUUCAGGGUGAUGGAAAUUAUAAUUCGAAGCUUGGAAUAUCACUCCUUGGAGAAGCUGUGACUGUGGAAGAUGAAGUAGUGGUGACGAGCUGCAUAGUUCUUCCAAACAAGGCGAUUAAUGUCAGUGUCCAAGAGGAGAUCAUCUUGUAAAACAGACAGUAGCAGCUGAUUCGGGUUAUGGUUUCUACUUUGGCUCACUCUCGAAAGGCUAAUGGUGGAUCUUGUUGACGCAAUCUUUCAGCUAUGUCGUGGACCGAAACUAUAGAUUGAAAACAGGAAACCCUUUUCUUGACUCGUGUUUUCUCUUGUUGGGAUGAGGAGUGAUUCAUUACAUUAUGAUCUUUAAAGAUACAGAAAAGCAAACAGAGGCAGAAGGUUUGAUGCUCCGGGUAAAAUCAUUAGUCGUUUAACUUGACUUAAGUUAGCCACUAACUAUUGUUUAGUCGCUAGCUAGGUUACGAUUGGUGUAUUAAUUUGGUUUCAGUUUUCCCGUCUUGUAUCAGUUA